This is a messenger RNA of Adineta ricciae, 306 nucleotides long. Lineage: Eukaryota; Metazoa; Rotifera; Eurotatoria; Adinetida; Adinetidae. The record is from the annotation of a GenBank genome assembly.
AUGCCUUUUAGUUUGGAACUUACUCGGCACACAAAUUGUAGUCGGUGGAUGGAUAGAUCGAUGGAAGAUAUGUACGAUGCAGUUGUUGAAGAAGUCUCUUAUCAAUCUAUGACAAAUACUAAUAGCAUACGUGUCAAUGCCAAUCUUGAAUGUCUAUGCGUCAAUACUAUCACAUAUUCCAUUAUGUAUGAAUCAUGUCCAUGUCGGUUAAUCAAUCAUGUUCAAUUGCGUUCGAAGAAUUCAAGUAGAACUAAAUCAAAUGUGGAUUGUGCAAGUGAUCUAUUAUUCCGACGUGUAUCAAGAUAA